Serendipita indica DSM 11827 is the source of this 1308-nucleotide messenger RNA. Lineage: Eukaryota; Fungi; Basidiomycota; Agaricomycetes; Sebacinales; Serendipitaceae. The record is from the annotation of a GenBank genome assembly.
AUGGCGUCUCGCGACAAUCAAACGUCGACGACGCGUCGCAAUUCCCGCCCAGCGUUUGCAGUCUUUGAAGACGCCGCAACACCUCACGAAGGCGAACCUCGCCCAUUAAAAAAGCGUCGAAUUGAAGAUUCUAGUGUUGAAAUGGACAUUUCUCCGCCAUCCAGCACUCUACCCAGCAUCGCUCCAUCGCUCAAGAAUCGCUCGGCAUUCAGUGGCUUAUCCCUCCAGCUUCAAAGCACUCCUCCCAACAAGGAAAAACUCCCCAGAGUCAUGGAAUUUUCGUCACUCACCGCUCAUAAUUUGAACACCGCCUUUCUUGAUGCCUCUUCACUGCUGCGACCACGACGCACCAAAGUUUCUCCAAUUAUCGCAGGUUCACUGAAAUCUUCUCUUGUUCUCAAUUCUCCUUUUCGCUCGACUUCUAGACGCUCGCAGAAUCAUGAGCCCUCACAUACACCAAAUACAAGCAAGCGCCGCCCUUCGGAAGCUACGUCGCGCAGAACACCUCUAACUCCAAAGGGCAACAGAAGGCACUCAGAGGCGAGGGACUCAAGCACUCGCCGACGUAGUAGCUCUAUAUACAUGAGGAAUCUCGCCGAUAUACCGCGCUCCAAGAAGAAGCAACUUGCGCGAGAACAAUCAUUAAUUGAAGCUUUGCAUAGAUCUACCUUUACGUCGCCACCUCGUCGUGCCCCAGUUGACACCACGUCUCCGUCCAUUUUUCAAGACGCCUCACAGAUGCCACCUCGUAUCCCACACAUCAACUCGAGCGAAGGAACGCCGAGUAGAACAAACGCUCGACUGGUCUUCAUGCCCGAUUUUUCUCACGUACCACAACCAGAUGACGAAGCAGAUCUGUUUAGCGCCCCACCGACCCCGGUACGAAUGGACAUAGAUUGCACGCUUCCCAGCAAAGAGACGCAAGUUCCGCAAAAUAUACAGGCUGAACUCCGCCAGAUCAACCUGAAACCCUUGAGUCAUCUUCCGAAACGUCCGACGGUGGACUAUGAGACCUCUUCAGACCCUUUGGACCUCCUUGACCCACGCUAUUAUCCCAAGGAGAAGGAGAAACAAAAGUCUACUGCACUGGUUACCGUCCAGAAGAAGCAGCUUCCGCGCGUGUAUGGAAAGAGGGGCCGUCCCAAGACUGUGCAUUUUGCGACGCCAACCGGUCAGAGUGCACCCAACGGAGGCAAUUUCAGGGAGUACCGUGAACGCUAUCAUAACUCGAAGAAGGGUCACAAGACAGCGCGUGGUGUACCUCCGGCUGAUAUGGAUACAUCGGAUGAUGAGCUCUUGCUGAAAUAA